This is a messenger RNA of Zalophus californianus (California sea lion), 3216 nucleotides long. RefSeq names its product zinc finger protein 416-like. Lineage: Eukaryota; Metazoa; Chordata; Mammalia; Carnivora; Otariidae. The record is from RefSeq and is a predicted model, not a curated record. Gene Ontology annotation, biological process: regulation of DNA-templated transcription.
GGGAGAUCAUGGGUGGCGUCCCCAUAUCUGAAAGCCAGUGUGAUGAAGUGCGAGAAUGUUACAGGCAGAGGGACCGGUUCGCUGGGGGUGGUUGAUCCAGCGAAUGCUCCUGGAGAGUGCCAAGGAGUGGGUGCUCCUUGAUGAGGCUCAGAGACACCUGUACCAUGAUGUGAUGCUGGAGAACUUUGCACUUAUAGCUUCAUUGGUUUGUUGGCAUGGGAUGGAGGAUGAAGAGGCACCUUUUGAACAGAGCAUUUCUGGAGAAGUUUUGUCAUGGGUCAGGACUCCAAAGGCAGGUCCAUCCACCCAAAAGACUCACCCCUGUGAGAAAUGUGUCCCAAUCCUGAAAGACAUUUUGCACCUGGCUGAUCAACCUGGGCAGAAACUAUACUUGGAUGGAGCAUGUGCAAACCUACACCAGCUUCAGAAGCAUUACACUGCAGAGCAAAGGGAUGUAGAGAGGGCCUCAUUUGUUAAGAGCUGCAUAUCUGUGUCAGGGAAUCCCUUCACCUGUAGGAAGAUUGGAAAGGAGUUCCCAGCCACAUGGAGGUUUCUCCAGCACCAGGCCAUUUUCAACAGUGAGAAGCCAAACAAAAUCACCAAGUGUGGGGAGGCCUUUCAUAGUGGAAAAAGUCAUUACAAAUCACAUGAUGGGAAAGCCUCCAACCACAAACAAAGUCUUGUUUAUCACCCAAGAGUCUCCACUAGAAAAAGGGUUUAUGAGACCAUCAAAUAUGGGAAAGCUUUUCGCUGUAAGUACUUACUUGUUCAGCUCGAGAGAGUCCACACUGGAGAAAGGCCUUACAAGUGCAGUGAAUGUGGAAAAUCUUUUAGGCAAAGAGCCACCCUCAUUAUACACCAGAGGGUUCACACUGGAGAAAAGCCUUAUACGUGUGCUGAAUGUGGGAAAUCCUUUAGUCAAGGCUCCAACCUUAUUGAACACUGCAGAAUCCAUAGUGGAGAAAGGCCUUAUGAGUGUGAGGAAUGUGGGAAAGCCUUUGGGUGCAAAUCCAAUCUCAUAAGGCACCAGAGAACUCACACUGGAGAAAAGCCUUAUGAGUGCAGUAAAUGUGGAAAAUUCUUCAGACAAAGCUUCACCCUCAUUCAACAUCAGAUAAUUCACACCACAGUAAGGCCUUAUGUGUGUGUCCGGUGUAGGAAAUCCUUUAGCCAAAGAGCUACUCUCAUUAGACACCAGAGAGUUCACACCAGUGAAAGGUUUUAUGAGUGUGGGGAAUGUGGAAAAGCUUUUGGAUCCAAAUCCAAACUUAAUCAGCACAAUAGAAGUCACACUGGAGAAAGGCCUUAUGAAUGCACUGAAUGUGGGAUCUCUUUUAGACAAAGCUACAGCCUCGUUGAACACAAGCAAAUUCACAGUAGAGCAAGGCCUUUUGAGUGUGGCCAGCGUGGGAAAUGCUUUAGCAGAAGAGCUAUUUCCACUAAACACCAAAGAAUUCACACUGGAGAAAGGCCUUGUAAGUGUGGCGAAAGUGGGAAAUCCUUUAGUCGAAGCACCAGCCUUAUUCAGCACUGCAGCAUUCACACAGGAGCAAGGCCUCAUGAGUGUGGCCAGUGUGGAAAAUCCUUUAGGCAAAAAUCUGUUCUCAUUCAACACCAGGUAGUUCACACUGGAGAAGGGCCUUAUGAAUGCAGCAAAUGUGGCAAAUCCUUUAGCCAAUGCUCCAGCCUCAAUCUCCACCGUAAAUUUCACACCCUGGAGAGGGCCCGUGAAUGCAGGAAAUAUGGGAAAUCCUUCACUGCAACAUCUGAUGUUGUUUAGCAUCAGAAAGUCCACACUUGAAAAUAGGCUUAGAUUUGAAGAAAACAUGGCUGUCUCCUUGUUCACUCUAAUGGCACUAAAUAGUUUGUGUGAGGGAGCCAUGUGCCUGAAGUUAAACCUCAUACUUGCAAGCAACUGGAGAGUUGAAAUUCCCCAUGAGUUGAUAGGCACGUGUGAGGUUUACAGCAGCUUCACUGCACAUUCCAAACCACCCAGGACUCUUACCAGAGUUAGAUCACUGCCAGUUUCUCUAGUAGAAGCCAUCCCACUUCCAUUACCUUGCACAGUGUUUCAUUGGUCACCCCAAUGUGCCUAAGGCAAGGCAGAUGUUUGUGUUCUCUCCCGUUACCUGGAGGAAAUUUUGAGUAGUCUUUGCUCUUACAGUGAUUUCCCUUUUCUGAUUAAGUAGGAAUAUGACCCAGUUUGGGCUAAGAAUGGGCUCUGCUGGAGGCUUGCAGGGAAGGCUUACCUUCUUCAUGGAAAUUAUUGGUUUCACCUAACACUUGUAGUUGAUUUUUCCAGCCUUCAGGUCACCAACCAGUAACGAUCUGCCUCAUUGCUCUGGUUUGUGCAGCAAUAAAGUUCUUAUUGUUUAAUCUAUCUUUAGUCAUGGGAGUUGUAGUCACUGUUUUGGGUGGAACACACAAGCACCAUUGUGCUUGUGUAGGGGCCCCAGCUUUGUGCAGCUCAGUGUGGACAAUACAAUGACAGAGAGUAGUUCUCAUUCCAGUUUUGGCCUAAUUUGCAUUGCUGCACAAGACCUAGGAACAAGUUCAGUGCUUCGUGGUCCUAAUUUGUGGCCUAGAUGCCUCCAUCUAUCGUGAGACCAUAGGACACCCUAAGGAAGGGUCCCUUUUUUUGGCAAGCUCUGGUGCCUUUAGGAAUGGCAUGAAUUUAUUCUCUUGCUCCCAGAGGGUGUCACGUGAUGCCCAGCGCUAUUGAGGGAAAGAUUUUCACCAGGUUCUACAAAGGAGCAAAGUGUCCUGAUGUUUAUAAUUCUGAAGACUGGUAUCACUCCUCAGACUACAGGAGCCGGUUUCAACCAUAAUUGGUACUGAUAUCCUGGAUGUGAUUAAUAGGCAGGGGAGAGGCCUGCAGCAAACUAGAUGAUAUAUGCCUCUUCUGAAAGUGCAUCCAUAAAUCUUCCGUUGACUAUGGUUGUGAGGAAUUAGAGUACUUCUAGAGCUGUAUAUCUCCUGUAGCUGAAAUCACCGUCAGAGCAAAUAAUCUAAAGAUUUUGUGAAUUCUCAUUGUCUUCCUGGGCUGUUCACCUCAGGGGCCAUCCAUUGCUCUAAAGAAGGCAGAGAAAUGAAGACAGAAUGGAGAUCAUGUUGUCCCAGGAUGUGGCUUUUGUGGUCCAGCCAGUGUUCCAUUCGUCCCAGACUGGAACAGCUUCCAUUGCUCACCAGUUUUUCCUGCACAGAUUCAGGGCUGCU